This is a messenger RNA of Drosophila serrata, 2003 nucleotides long. RefSeq names its product VAMP-associated protein 33kDa (gene Vap33). The record is from RefSeq and is a predicted model, not a curated record. Gene Ontology annotation, biological process: endoplasmic reticulum membrane organization. Lineage: Eukaryota; Metazoa; Arthropoda; Insecta; Diptera; Drosophilidae. Gene Ontology annotation, molecular function: FFAT motif binding. Gene Ontology annotation, cellular component: endoplasmic reticulum membrane; plasma membrane.
AUAGUCUCAUCUCUAAAUUGACAGGCGUUUUUCUGGCAGAAUUUGUGGCUUUGCAUUUGCCUAUGAAAAUUAACGAAAGGAAAACCCGAAGACCGAGUGCGUGAAAAACAUUCGACUAGAUUGGAGUGAAAAACUAGCCGAAGGAAGUGAAAAAACGCACGUUGAUCGUAGUUUUUUCCAAAAUAACCGCACGCGACAAUAGAAAACCGCCGUGCGUGUGUUAGUGUGAGUUUUCGGCCAUUCCUUUAUUUUUUUUGUCCGUUUUCGCAAGCGUGUGUGUGUGGUCGCAUCAAAUUUACCGAUAUUCCGGACAGUGAGCGAAACGGACGAGAAAAACGCGCAGUGUGAAAAGGAAAUAACGCGGGGGGAAACACAAAAAAAGGUAACAAAACAAGCAAAUUGCUGCAGAUAUAAAAACAACAGCAGGCAUUUCGGAGAGUACUGGCGAAAAAACGCAAACCCAACAACAUCAUCAAAAAGGACGAACCGCACAAACAUAAACGGAAAUUUAACAACGUUAAGAAAAGAGGAGCGCAGAGCAGCGCCGCAUAACGAACAACAACAAUCCACCAGCAGUAGCAGCAGAAGAAACAUCAAGAGCCGCCAAAAUGAGCAAGCCACUCUUUGAGACCCCGCUGACCAUUGAACCGGAGCAUGAAUUGCGCUUUGUUGGACCAUUCAAUCGUCCCGUCGUCACAAUCAUGAGUCUGCGCAACAAUUCGGCUAUGCCCUUGGUCUUCAAGAUCAAGACAACCGCCCCGAAGCGCUAUUGCGUACGUCCAAACAUUGGCAAGAUCCUGCCUUAUCGUUCGACCCAGGUGGAGAUCUGCCUGCAGCCAUUUAUCUACGAUCAACAGGAGAAGAACAAGCACAAGUUCAUGGUGCAGAGCGUCCUGGCUCCCACGGAUGCCGAUUUAACCGAUUUGAAUAAAUUGUGGAAGGAACUGGAGCCGGAGCAACUGAUGGACGCCAAGCUGAAGUGUGUGUUUGAGAUGCCCAACAACGAUGCAAAUGCCGAGAACACUAGCGGCGGCGCCGGUGGUGCCGGUGACAUCGGUGUCGGCGGCGGUACCGGCAGUGCCGGCGGUGGCAGCGCGGGCGCCAACACCAGCUCAGCCAGUGCCGAGGCGCUUGAGAGCAAGCCCAAGCUAGCCAGCGAGGACAAGCCCUCGAAUUUGCUAGAUGUAACCGAUGUGGAGUCGAUGGCCGGUACGAUUAAGGGUCUGCGUGAAGUCAACAGCGAACUGCGAAAAGAAAUUGUCCACUUGAAGGAUCAAAUCACACGCUACCGCAGCUCUGCGGCCAUCAAGCAGGUUAAUGAGCCCUAUGCCCCAGUUUUGGCUGAGAAGCAGAUUCCAGUCUUUUACAUUGCAAUUGCCAUUGCUGCGGCCAUCUUGAGCCUUUUGCUGGGCAAGUUCUUUCUCUGAAUGCCAUAAACACCACAACACCAACGACAGCAACACCUAACAUGCAACAUGCAACAUGCAACAUGCAGCAGCAGCAACAGCAGCAACAUGCAACAGUAACAUCAUCAAUCUACAACAACAGCAGCAAGCAAGCAACAACGAACGGCAAGCAGCAGGGGCAUUACAACAUCAUUUAAACGCUGCACCAUAACAACAGCAAAGAAAGACAAACAAAAAAAGCUAAGAAAUUAAUAUAUAUAUUCGCAAGAGGUAAAAUCCCUAUUUGAAAUCAAAGCUCCGAUUUUUGUUCUAACGCAUUCUUUUUUUUUUCGUUUCUCAAUCAUUUAAUUUUUUGGAUUAUCGCUUACGUUAAACAUUAUGUUACUUGAAAAGUGAUUUACAACCUAUAUAUAUAUAUAUAUCCGUCUUAGUCGUUUUAAAGAUGCAUUUCGAUAAUGUUGGCAAAUAUGGACAAAAUUGCGUAGAUGGAGUAUUUUUUAAGGAAAAACAAAAUUAUUUAAAGAAGCCAAAAUUAAACACACAAUCUACUAUAUAUAUUUCUUUCUCGACACCGAAUAAACUUGAGUUUUAUAAAUA